This is a messenger RNA of Phlebotomus argentipes, 1835 nucleotides long. Its product is annotated as ubiquitin carboxyl-terminal hydrolase-like. Gene Ontology annotation, cellular component: cytoplasm. Gene Ontology annotation, molecular function: cysteine-type deubiquitinase activity. Gene Ontology annotation, biological process: ubiquitin-dependent protein catabolic process; protein deubiquitination. The coding region runs from base 76 to 768 and encodes 230 amino acids. The record is from RefSeq and is a predicted model, not a curated record. The transcript has 5 exons. Lineage: Eukaryota; Metazoa; Arthropoda; Insecta; Diptera; Psychodidae.
CUACAGUGAAUAAUUUGCAUUUCACGCUCAAAAAAUAUUUCUUUUCCAAUUUCGCGAGCGAAAACUGCUGUCGAUAUGACUCCCUGGCUUGUACCAUUGGAAUCGAACCCUGAGGUUCUCAACAAGUACAUCUACACUCUGGGAGUGUCAAACAAAUGGAACAUUGUUGAUAUCUUCGGGCUGGAGCCUGAAAUGCUUGAAUGGGUUCCGCAACCGGUCAAGGCUGUGAUUCUGCUCUUUCCCUGUUCAGAUGCGUAUGAAGCUCACCGUGCUAAGGAGAACACCGAAUUGAAGGCCAGUCCACAGCAGCAUCCCAGCGACUUGUUCUACAUGCGCCAGACAAUCCCGAAUGCUUGCGGGACGAUUGCUCUCGUCCACAGCAUCGCCAACAAUCCUGAUGUGGAGCUGGAAGACGGCGGAACGCUCACGAAGUAUCUGAAGGAGACUCGAGGAUUGACUCCUGAGGAACGCGGUCGAAUUCUUGAGGAGGACAAGGAGUUUAUUGGCACUCAUCAGGAUGUAGCUCAAGAAGGCCAAACGGAGGCUCCGAAUCCGGACGAGAAGAUCAUCCACCACUUUGUGGCAUUCGUCAACAAGGACGGUGAAUUGUACGAACUCGAUGGACGCAAGGAGUUUCCGGUGAAGCAUGGCGCCACUUCGGACGCCACACUCCUUCAGGAUGCCGCGAAAGUCUGCAAAGUCUUCAUGCAGCGCGAUCCCGAGGAAGUUCGCUUUAACGUGAUUGCCUUGACUGCCACACAAAACUGAUUUCUCAGCGACAAGUUCGCAUUUAUCCUUUGCUAAACUUUGAAUUUUUGAUGAUGAAUUUGAGGAAAUGCAUUCAAUGAAGUCUAACAUUUCCGCGUAAAUUUGUAAGCCAGUGCUGAAAUCUUUGUCUAAUAUAUAUUUGCUAUUCAAAUCUGAGUUUAUCCCACUGAAGAUUUCACUGUUCCAGGCAUUCCAGGGAUUCUCAAAAGUAUUUUAGAUGAAUUUUAUUUUUUCGGGGAAAAUUUCGCGCGAGUAGUUAUCCGAGUUAUCUACAAUUAUCCCAGUCAUUUUGGACAAUCAUCUUUUUGUACACCGCAUUUAUCGUCCUGAAAUUGAAUUCUGUGCUUUCCAAUAGCAGAAAUAUAUCAUCGAAAUGACUAUUUGGCUUGUCCCUCUAGAAGGAAACCCCGAGGUGCUCAACAAGUAUAUUUACAAGUUGGGAGUAUCGAAGAAAUGGAAUAUUGUCGAUAUCUUAAGUCUAGAACCAGAAAUGCUUGAAUGGGUCCCUCAACCAGUAAAGGCUGUGAUCAUUCUCUUUCCCUGCUCAGAUGCGUAUCAUGCUCAUCGAGACAAGGAGAGCGCCGAAUUGAAAGAAAGUCCGCAAACUCAUCCUCCGGACUUGUUCUUCAUGCAGCAGACGAUCAGAAAUGCUUGCGGAACGAUUGCUCUCGUCCACAGCAUCGCCAAUUGUGAUGUGGAGCUGGAAGAUGAUGGAACAAUUACCAAGUAUCUCAAUAAAACCCGAGGAUUGUCCCGAGAGGAGCGCGGUAAAAUUCUCGAAGAAGACGAGGAGUUCAUCAAAAUUCACAAGGAAGUCGCUCAGAAGGAUCAAACCGAAGCGCCAGAUCCGCAUGAUAAGGUCGAUCACCACUUCGUGGCGUUGGUCAACAAGGACGGCCAAUUGUACGAAUUAGAUGGGUGCAAGGACUUUCCGGUGAAGCACGGCGCUACUUCGGACACCGCUUUUCUCCAGGACGCAGUCAAAGUGUGCAAAGUCUUCAUGCAGCGCGAUCCUGAAGAAGUUCGCUUCAGCGUAAUCGCAUUGACUGCCACACAUGAUUGAUUUA